AUGGGUUCUCAGCAUCCUCUUCUUGUGUCCCUUGAUUUGAAGGGCAUGGUCCUAAAAAAUGAGGCAAAGUCCUACACAAAGUGGAACAAAGUUAAUAUGAUCACAAGAACACCCAAAAGAAGAAGGAUAUUAAAGAAGAGGGGGACAGGAAGACGCCUCCAAGGUGCAAGAAGGCGCUGCAACGGGAUCCAAAGAAGGGUGAAAACCUUGAAGAGACUGAUCCCAAACACCGAUUCGUCGACGGGGUUGGAUGGACUCUUCAGCGAGACAGCUGAUUACAUCUUGUCCUUGCAAAGUAGAGUAAGGCUCUUGCAAAUUAUGGUUCAGGCAUUGGCACCUGCUUCUCAUCAUGAUGAGUGA
Messenger RNA from Prunus avium (sweet cherry), 360 nucleotides. It is a transcript of the gene UPB1, whose product is annotated as transcription factor UPBEAT protein. The record is from RefSeq and is a predicted model, not a curated record. Gene Ontology annotation, biological process: regulation of DNA-templated transcription. NCBI's taxonomy places the organism in Eukaryota, Viridiplantae, Streptophyta, Magnoliopsida, Rosales, Rosaceae. Gene Ontology annotation, molecular function: protein dimerization activity.